AUGUCUUCAACUCUCCAGGCCAAGAAGCAGGAAGUGUACAACAUCACAGGGCCGAUUUGUGCUCCAGUGACGCCUUUCAAGGAAGAUGGUGAACUAAACCUCAGUGUCAUUCCCAAGUACGUGAAGUACCUCGUGAGCAUUGGCGUAAAAGGCUUGUACAUUUCCGGUACAACUGGAGAGGUGUUCAACUUGUCUCUGCAGGAAAAGUUGUUGCUGAUACAAGCUUACAAAGAAGCACUGGACAAGCUACCAAAAGAGCAGAAACUGCUCACUAUGGUACUGGUUAGCUCCACCGUUGUCAAAGAGGUGAUUGAGCUGACAAAAAAGGUGGAAGAGCUGGGCUUCGAUUGUGUUGCCCUGUUGCCGCCCAUUUACUACACAGUGACAACCAAAAAUGAACUGAUCAACUACUUGAAGCUGGUUGCCGAAGCAGCACCAAACACACCUCUGCUCUACUACCACUCGCCGCUGAAAACGGGUGAACUAAAGUUUGUUUUUGAAAACUUUAUUCAGACUGCUAUCGAUGAAAUUCCGCAGUUUACUGCGCUCAAGUUCAGCGACCCAAAUCUGGUCCGCUACGAAUCUUGUCAGAGUCAUUUUGGGGAUAAAGUGAGGUUUUUUGCUGGCAUGAAUGAAAUCUUAUUGCCAGUAGCUUCAUAUGGUGUCAAGUCGGCAAUCUGUUCGUCAUUUAGUCUGGCCAACUGUGUUGGUGCGUACAUUUCUCUUUUGGAAGCAGUGGAGCGAAAUGAUUUAGUACAAGCUCGAAAGGAUCAAAAGCUUGUGGCGGAUACUUGUGCUCGCCUUCGAUCGACUAACUACUUUGCCGCACUAAAAUCACAGCUAAAUGAAGAUUUGGCAAGCUUAGGCAUUUUUGUUGGCAAACCAAGAGCACCAGUGCUGCUGGCUUGA
Rhagoletis zephyria (snowberry fruit fly) is the source of this 909-nucleotide messenger RNA. NCBI's taxonomy places the organism in Eukaryota, Metazoa, Arthropoda, Insecta, Diptera, Tephritidae. The record is from RefSeq and is a predicted model, not a curated record.